Molecule: messenger RNA, 4866 nt
Organism: Toxotes jaculatrix (banded archerfish)
Lineage: Eukaryota; Metazoa; Chordata; Actinopteri; Toxotidae
Gene: nhsa
Product: Nance-Horan syndrome a (congenital cataracts and dental anomalies)
Exons: 9
Coding region: 102-4685 (1527 amino acids)
Biological process (GO): cell differentiation; lens development in camera-type eye
Source: RefSeq, a predicted model, not a curated record
GCUGAAUUCAGAGAAACUGGAUCAGGGGUCGAGGGGAAAGAACUGCUUUCUGCUCACCCUCGGGUGACUUUUGUUGGAUUUACUCCCCGGUCCACACCAACAUGCCCUUUGCCAAACGAGUCGUGGAACCUCAGUUACUAUGCAGGUAUCAGAUCCCAAACGAGGAGGGUCUGCUUUUCGAGGACCUGGUCUCCAUCAGUAAUGUGGCUCUAUCUCGGACCUUGCGGCAGCUGUCGGACCUGGCUAAACAUGCCUGCUCCAUAUUCCAGGAGCUGGAAAGCGACCUCGCCUCCACCAGCCUGCGGGUCAGGGGGCUGCAGGGCAAGAUCAACCAACUUCAGCAGACCUGCUCCGAGCUGGACCCCAAACAGGAGGCAGUGCCGGUGUCGAACCUGGAUGUGGAGAGUAAGCUGACGAAACAUUACCAAGCUCCCUGGCACCAGCAGAGGAACGUUUUCCACCCUGCCACGCGGCCAGCAUGUGUAGAAGAGCUCCACAGGCAAGCCAACCUCAGCCUGUGGGCCCUGCACCAAGGUCAUCAGAAGAGAGGAUCGGGCAGCAGGGAGCGGAGGGUUACCAUCUCGAUCUCGGCCGUGCCCCCGAUGCCCAUGUACCCCUCCCCUCACGUCAUCCAGAGACAAGGACAGGGGAGCACAAAUCUGACGACGUUUGAAUCCACCCGCUCCUCCUCCCCUACCGAAUGUUGCCGCUUCUCUCCCUGGAGCAGAAAGGCUGCGCCCCCUGACCCUGACACUGACGGGGUGGCUCUAGGUCACCGGUCUAAGUUUCCCAUCCCUAACAUCCCCUCCACCCUGGACAAGCAGACUAACUGGUCUAAAGCCUUGCCGCUGCCAACCCCAGAGGAAAGAAUGAAAAGCAGUUCCCAAGUCAUCACCUCAUGUGUCAUCCCCAUUAAUGUGACCGGGGUCGGCUUUGACAGAGAUGCUAGUGUGCGCUGCUCGCUCGUUCACUCGCAGUCUGUGCUUCAGAGGAGGAGGAAGCUGAGGAGACGGAGGACUGUCGCUGGCGUUCCCAGACAGGUGCAGCAGGAUUUAGACUCGGAUGACUCUCCAGGUUCCAGAGAGCGGACAGUGAUAGUUCAUGCCAGUCCAGAUAUCACGCCCUCCAACGAGGAGCUGGCCAGCCAUCUCAGCACCAGAGACUCAGGUUGCCAGACAGAAGACUUUCUGAUCUCAGGAGCACCAUCUCGGAGGAGGAUCAGGGCCCAGAGAGUCCAGGGAGUCUCCGUCUCCCUCUCUCACUCUGCAGGCAACAUCUCCUCACUGCCGGACAGCUCUGACGCCAUGUUCACUGCCUCGGUGGGUGCACGUCUGCGCUCCAGGAGUCUGCCCCGAGACGGGAGCCGGAUGAUGAACGACGGGCAUAAUGACAGCGAUGAUGAGGAGGAGCUUUCCCCCUUCGGCACUGACCACUUCCUGUCUGGACCCGGGGAGUUGAUUCUGAAGGAUGAAGAAGAGAGCACAGAUGACCAGGCCAUGUCUGAACACCAGUUGGGCCUGAAGUAUAAGCAGCUCUCUGAGAGUCCGGAGCGCAGCUGGAUGGAGAGGACCAGAUCCCAGCUGCCCAGGAAGGCCGACAUGGGCAGCUGUGAGAUCUCAUCCAGUUCAGACACCUUCAGUAGCCCUGUCCACUCCGUUUCAGCUGCAGGGGUGCUGGGAGGCCAGAUGGACCAUAAGGAGGACCACCAGUCUUCCAGCGGCAACUGGAGUGGGAGUAGCUCCACCUGCCCCUCACAGACCUCGGAAACAAUUCCCCCUGCCGCCUCUCCCCCGCUGACCGGCUCCUCACACUGUGACUCUGAGCUCUCCCUAAACGCUACCAUUCACGCCAACGAUGACCACACCGGAUUCAUGCUGGACCACUACCAGGGCCUCAGGACCCAGAGGGCAGGCUCCUUCUCCUCCACAGCUAUGGACAUAUUAGAGGAAGUAGGGGUCAGCACUCCCAUUGAGCGGGAGUGGAGUUAUCACCACCCUGAGCCCCCACGCCCACAGGACUUCAGCCCUGAGCCGAGCAGAGAAGCCGAGAGCAGCCUGGGCUGCCCGAGCUUCACCAGCAUGGCCACCUGUGAGAGCAGCUACUCUGACAAACCGCCGUCGGAGAAGGCAGACACCGUCUCACACUACUCUGUAGACACUGAAGGGUACUACACCUCCAUGCACUUUGACUGUGGUCUGAAAGGCAGCAAAAGCUUCACUUACAACUAUGCAGCCUCUGGCUCUGACUGUGGCCUGUCUGACUUUAGUGGUCACAUGACCCUGAGGAGACGCUGCCUCUCUUUAAGAAAACCAAAGGUGAAGCCGUCUCCGCCGAAGAGGAGCUCAUCCUUAAGGAAAAUAUGCAGCGAGGGGAACAUCCCUGACAAGAAAGAACCAAAGAUUACGUGUGGGCAGCAACUUCCACUGUCUUCCAAGGAGAGGAACCUGCAGCUGGCUUUGCCUGGCUCUCCAGGUCGUUUAGAAAACUCUUCACUCUCCAGAGAGCCACUUGUGGUCUGGGGGGUGGAGGGCUCAGCCGAUCUACCUGACCUAGGUGUUUUUAGCUCCACAGAUGCACAUUCAUUUAAGGAUGAGGGGGUUGUACAGUCGGACUACGCAGACCUGUGGCUGCUGAAUGAUUUAAAAUCCAGCGAUCCUUACCGAUCUUUGUCGAACUCCAGCACAGCUACAGGUACGACUGUUAUCGAAUGCAUCAAGUCGCAGGAAAGCUCGGAGUCCCAGACUUCCCAGUCUGGCUCCAGAGCCACCACUCCAUCGCUUCCGUCAGUGGAGGGUGAGUUUAAGCUAACUUCUCCGGAGAAGCUGGCAGCCCUGGCCAGCCCAUCCAGUGGCUACUCCAGUCAGUCAGAAACCCCCACCUCAUCAUUCCCCACCACCUUCUUUCCUGGGCCUCUGUCACCAUCCAGCGGCAAGAGGAAGCCCAAAGUCCCAGAGAGGAAGUCGUCUCUUUCCUCGCUGACGCUUCAGUCCCUGUCCGGCAGGGAUGGAGCCACCUCGAAGAGAGACCUGGAGCUGCCCAUAAUCCCUCCCUCCCACCUCGACUUAAGUGCCCUUCACACUGUCAACAAACCCUCAGCUUACAGGACCCAGAUUCAGACCCUUCACCAAAACAAACAAAAAGCUGCAGGGUCAGCCAAAGCUGCAGCACCCACUAACUCAGAGGUGUUUAAUGCUCACUCCAUGUCCAUCACACCCACAGUGCUGCACUCCGUACAGCUCCGGUCCGUCAGUAAGGAAACCGAGGGAAGUCACGAGGACAGAACAGCUUCCAAACUGAAAUGUCCCACCGUGAACUUAAAAAGCACACUUUCAAGUAGUAAAUCAUUAGAGCUUAACAGUCCACUGUUAUACAACUCUCAUCAUCAUCAUCAUCAUCACACAUCCUCAGAGAUGUUUGAAUCAGUGUUUACCUCAAAUGAAGAGCUCGCGUGUGGAGAAGCAGCUUGUCAGAGCGAGACGAGGAACAAGCAGGACAGAGAGGCUCCUUUAGAGAGUAUGGCAGCAUGCAGACUGCAGUCAGAGCCGUCGGUGGACAUCCAUGAGACGUCCACAAGUGAGGAGGGAGAGACGUGCAGAGAGUCAGUAGAAACACCCGUCUGCUCUGGAGACUGCAGCUCGCAGUCACAGCCAUUACAGCAGCACAGAACUGAGCCCCCUGAGGAACCAAUGGGUUCUGCUCCCUCUGUUCUGCACAGCUCACCCAACAGAUCCAACAGUCUUGAUAAAGUGCCUGCUACUGACGGUCAAUCAGAGUCGCCGCAAGAGAGUCCAACUGGUAACGACGGCUGCGGAGAAGAGGAGUACGAGUCAUCAGGUGUUUCAGCCGAAAGUGCCUCUCAGGACGGCAAGGACGAGUCCACAGCGGAGACAGAGGAUUACUUCAGCAAAGACUCUACACCCAGUGACAGUGCAGUGUCCCCGCUGAGUGACGAGCCAAGGCCAGAGGACGACAGUGUGUUUCUGUCUCCCACCAAAACUCGCACCACUGAGGAUCUGUUUGCGAUGAUUCACAGAUCCAAAAGGAAAGUGUUGGGUAGGAAGGACUCCGCUGAGUUAGGUGUGAGGAGCCGCCUCGGUGCUGCAUCAGGGAACACGCCACCCAGCAGCGCGGUCAGCGCCACCGGCAGCACUGUGAGCUCCCCCAUCUCACUGGCGUCGCCCUCCCCCGCUGUGACCCCACCGGGCCUGCAGAGAGUCCCUGGGCCCAUCUACAGGAACGCCAAGAAGUCCAGCACCUCCAACGAGGAGUUCAAACUGCUGCUGCUUAAAAAGGGCAGCCGCUCGGACUCUAGCUACCGCAUGUCGGCUACAGAGAUCCUCAAGAGCCCAAUCGCUCCUAAAUCUCCUGGAGAUUCUGUGACGGAGUUGCCCAGACAGCCCGAGGAGCCUGCCUCCCCCGUGCAACAGCAGCAGCACAAUUCAGGACCAGAUCAGCUCUCCAGCCCCUACCCCAGAGCCAACGCUGAGGGCUUCUCCCCGAAAUCCUUCCCCACGUCUGCUGCUUCCAGGCAGGGCCGCUCCAGGAUCCCCCCGCCCGCCAACAGCAGCCGCUACGGCAUGCGCAGCCGAUUGUACUCAGCACCCAUGCAGGCCAUUUCUGAGGGUGAGACAGAGAACUCAGAUGGAAGUCCUCAUGAUGACCGCUCAUCACAGGGCUCCACGUAGAACGAAGUGUUAAAAGGUAUGAAAUUAUUUUGCUAGUUUACAGAGAAAAGAAAUCGACCAGAGUUAUAAUAUAUAUGAGAUGUGGUGAGGGCAGGAGCAGCCAUGAGGUUCAUUUGGUAAAAAGAAUAAAAUAAAUUAACUGUUUGUGGCUGGUUUUUUUUUUUUUUUAGCUGUUUCCUAU